AGAGAAACCCUAGCUGUCUCACUAUAUAAAAAAGCAAGCUCAAAUGGAGGCCUUACUCUUGGCACAAUGCAGAUCUUUGUGAAAACCCUAACUGGCAAAACCAUCACUCUUGAGGUCGAAUCUAGUGAUACUAUUGACAAUGUUAAAGCCAAAAUCCAGGACAAGGAAGGGAUUCCUCCUGACCAGCAGAGGCUGAUCUUUGCUGGCAAGCAGCUGGAAGAUGGACGUACCCUUGCUGAUUACAAUAUCCAGAAGGAGUCAACACUUCAUCUGGUUCUGAGGCUUCGUGGUGGAAUUAUCGAGCCAUCUUUGAUGGCAUUGGCCAGGAAAUAUAACCAGGAAAAGAUGAUCUGCCGCAAAUGCUAUGCACGCCUGCAUCCUCGUGCUGUCAACUGCAGGAAGAAGAAGUGCGGCCACAGCAAUCAGCUGAGGCCAAAGAAGAAGAUUAAGUAGACUGUUUAUCAGGUGGCGGAGUUCCAGUACUUCCUAUUAGGUUAUGGGAUGCUUAGUAUCUGGUUAUGUCGAACAUUUUGCUGGUUAGGGUUUUAAGACUUCGAUGGCUGCAGUUUGAAAUUGCAAUGUUUUAUGAUCAUGUUGUUAUUUUGCUAUAGAAUACUUUAACAACGCCAUCUUUAUUCUGAAUGCUUGCUUCAAACUCAACGCAAUAUUUUCAUGUCCUUUAUAAUGGUUAUCAGUGAGACCUUGAUAAUGA
Messenger RNA from Populus trichocarpa (black cottonwood), 712 nucleotides. Its product is annotated as ubiquitin-60S ribosomal protein L40. Gene Ontology annotation, cellular component: ribosome; cytoplasm; nucleus. Lineage: Eukaryota; Viridiplantae; Streptophyta; Magnoliopsida; Malpighiales; Salicaceae. The record is from RefSeq and is a predicted model, not a curated record. Gene Ontology annotation, molecular function: ubiquitin protein ligase binding; protein tag activity; structural constituent of ribosome. Bases 67 to 453 code for a protein of 128 amino acids. Gene Ontology annotation, biological process: translation; protein ubiquitination; modification-dependent protein catabolic process. The transcript is spliced from 5 exons.